Acanthamoeba castellanii str. Neff is the source of this 1218-nucleotide messenger RNA. Its product is annotated as WD domain, G-beta repeat-containing protein. Gene Ontology annotation, molecular function: protein binding. The coding region runs from base 1 to 1218 and encodes 405 amino acids. The record is from RefSeq and is a predicted model, not a curated record. NCBI's taxonomy places the organism in Eukaryota, Discosea, Longamoebia, Acanthamoebidae. The transcript has 12 exons.
AUGGAGACGAGGGGGGCUGCGGAGACGGCCAGCACCGGUGGUGGCGUGGCGGUGUCGCGCCUGGAGGAGGCGCUGCUCCGCGGAGACCUGUCCGCCCUGCGUGCGCUGGCCCCGGAGGGCGACCUCAGCCGCCUCAUCUUCCCUGACCCCGACCCCAAAGAGGGCGCGCUCGACCCCAACCUGCCCGCCAAGGGAUGGACACCGCUGCAUGUGGCGUGCGAGUGGGGUCAUGGCGACGUUGUGGAGCUCCUGCUCCAGCACGGCGCACACAUCGAUGCCCUCACCGUGCAGAAGCUGCGAAGCGGGGGUCCUGCCUGGUCCGCCCUCGACCUGUCCUUCGAACCCAAGCAGAAGAUCGUCCCCACCACCAAGGCGGUGCAGUGCCUGGUGCGGGUGGACGCCUCCGUCUGGACGGGGGAUGGCGUGGGCAACCUCUCCACGGUCGCCAUCAACAGCGGGAAGGUGCUGAAGAGCGUGGCCACCAGCUCCGAGAGGGAGGCCCGCGUGUACGGCCUGCUCCUGGCCGAAGAUCGCGUGUGGAGCUUCCACGACGACAACGUGAUCCGCAUAUGGAGCAAGAAAAAGCUGAAGGAGGCGCGGCAGCUGGUGGGGCACCGCGAGCUGGUGCGCACGAUGCACCUCAUCCGCCGCUCCACGUCGCAGCCGCCGCAGGUGUGGUCCGCCGACAUCUCCGGCACCGUCAUCGUCUGGGACGCCCUCAAACUGCGACGAGAGGAGGAGAUCGUGAUGAAGCAGGGGAGCCCCAUAUUUUCGAUGUGCCAGGUGCACGGCUCGGUGUGGAUGGGCGGCGAAACCGACAUCUUCACCCUCCACUUCCAAACCAUGAAGCGGAGGGAGUGGAAGGCGCACGAUCGCCCCAUCAACGACCUCCUCUACCACGCCGGACGCGUGUGGUCAGCCGGCAACGACUGCAAACUCAAACUAUGGAAGGUGUCGGAGGGAGACGGCGAAGAGCCGGAGGUGGUGCGGGUGGUGGAAGUGGGGGAGGGCGUGUCCAUUCUGUGCCUCAAGCGCAUCGCCUGCGGGUUCGGGCGUACCUUGGUGGUGGGCGGCUGCACCGACGGCUCCAUCCUUGUCUGGGACCACGACGGCAACCAGGUGCACAAGUUCGGGACGCAGCAGGGCGCCGUGCGCUGCCUUCUGUGGCUCUCCGACGAACAGUACGCGUCCCUCCCUCCCUAUGCUUUGGCGUUGUAG